This is a messenger RNA of Pseudophryne corroboree (corroboree frog), 933 nucleotides long. Its product is annotated as olfactory receptor 11H4-like. Bases 1 to 933 code for a protein of 310 amino acids. NCBI's taxonomy places the organism in Eukaryota, Metazoa, Chordata, Amphibia, Anura, Myobatrachidae. Gene Ontology annotation, biological process: G protein-coupled receptor signaling pathway. The record is from RefSeq and is a predicted model, not a curated record. Gene Ontology annotation, cellular component: membrane. The transcript has a single exon. Gene Ontology annotation, molecular function: G protein-coupled receptor activity; olfactory receptor activity.
AUGAAAUCAAACAAAACUGUGGUAAAAGAUUUUAUUUUAUUGGCAUUUGCUGAUUUGCACCAAAUUAAGAGUCUACUUAUAUUUGUUUUUCUACUGACCUAUAUUACAUGUAUCAUAGGGAAUUUUGCUAUCAUUAUUCUUGUAAGACUAGAACCUUCUCUUCAUACUGUCAUGUAUUUUUUUAUUCGUACUUUUUCUAUUUUAGAAAUUAUGUUUGUGACUGUCAGUGUACCAAAACUUUUAGCCAAUCUGAUUGCAGCUGAUAACGUUAUUUCUUUCAAUGCAUGCUUUACUCAAAUGUAUGUCUUCAUCUCCUUGGGUGUAACUGAAUGUUAUCUUCUGAUAGUAAUGGCUUUUGACCGAUACCUUGCUAUUAACAAUCCUUUGCGCUACCCAGCUAUAAUGACACCUAUUUUUUCCAUGAACUUGGCUCUUUUACCAUGGAUCAUAGGAUUUGUUAUGACUUUAAUCCCUGUCAUCAUCACAGCACGUUUAGAAUUUUGUGGUUCUAAUAUGAUUGAUCACUUCUUCUGUGACUUGGCUCCUGUGCAAAGUUUGGCUUGUUCCGAUCCCUUAAUUAGCAUUAUAGCUACAAGCACUGCAACGGUCUUCAAUGCUGUUGUGUCUUGUAGUACAAUCACAGGAUGCUAUGUCCAUAUAAUUAUGACCGUAUCAAAUAUCAAGAGUAAGGAAGGAAGACAGAAAGCAUUUUCCACAUGUUCAUCUCAUCUCAUUGUUACUGGUCUAUUUUAUGGAUCAGCCCUCAUUGUGUAUGCCAAGCCUAUGGGAAGUUUUUAUAACAAGUAUCUCUCAUUUACAUAUACAGUAUUCACACCUAUGAGUAACCCUUUUAUUUAUGCCUUUAGGAAUAGGGAUGUAAGGAAGGCUUUAAAGAAUUCCAGAAAUUAUCUAAGAAAACCAAGGUCAUUGUAA